Messenger RNA from Mytilus trossulus (common blue mussel), 2603 nucleotides. RefSeq lists its product as uncharacterized. The record is from RefSeq and is a predicted model, not a curated record. The transcript is spliced from 17 exons. Lineage: Eukaryota; Metazoa; Mollusca; Bivalvia; Mytilida; Mytilidae. The coding region runs from base 125 to 2473 and encodes 782 amino acids.
GUUAUUAUCAUACGGGUACAAGGGUGCGAUAGGAUAACUCAAUGACUAUUGUUUUUGGUAGUUAUCCUAUAUUUGGAUUAUUUCUAAUGUAACGCAUUAAAAUAUAAGAAUACUAAGAAAUCAGAUGACGAAGUAUGUAGCAGUAGUUUUAGUAGUACUUUUUGCACAUCUUCAGCAAGUUUCAGCUAAUGUUUUUGGUUUUGAUAACUCAGUAUGUACAUAUCACAAUGCUUCAGAAGGUGGACCUAUGCCUGAAUGGCCAAUAGGAUACUCUACAGAGGUUGAAUGGAAGAUGUUAGGCAAAAAAACCGUUGUCGAUGUCAAGGAGUUUUGGGACCCUAUAGACGAAAUUAGAAGCAUUACAGCUUCUAUUGAAGGAGUUACUGUACAAAAUAUUAUAAGCGAUGAACAUACGGAAUAUUAUACUAUCGUCAAUAAUAAAUGUACAGUAAACAAUCUAGAAACAGAAAUGAUAUUUUUUCCCAAUGUAUAUGGACUACAAUGGUUGAGUAUGACUAAAGAUUGGUAUAAAAUCAUGCAGCAGACAACGAAAAUUCAAAAUAGUUCAACAGUUAUUAGAUCGAUGGAUGUUGACCAUUGGUCGUCGUGUCUCUAUGUAUUGAAUUUUGAUGUUACAGCACAAGUAGAUAUAUAUUUUGCAAAAAACUGGGCUUUGCCACAAAAUGACCCAAACGUUUUGAUACCAGUGCGUAUUGAAGUUCGAGGGAGAAUUAAUGGAACAGAUUCCAAUGCCUUUCAUGUUGUUGGAGAUUUGUAUAAUUUUAAUGCAUCACCACCAGCCGAUCCAUUGAAUUUACAGGCGCCUGCGGGUAUAUUCUGUCCUGGGAAGUAUCCAGGGAAACCAAUAAUAAAAUUGCCUGAUAGUUUCUAUGGAAUUAUUGAAAUAGUCAACAGAGAGCAGUCAACAAUAAUGUUCCAGGAGAUAUGGUAUCAUGCUGAUCAAAAGAUAAUACGAUAUGACACAAAGACCUCUGAUGGAAGUGAUUCGGAUCCAUAUAUGACCGUAUUAGACUUUAAAACAGGAAUCCGGUAUAAGAUAGAUAAAUAUAUAGGCAAUUGUGAGACAGAACUUGUUGUGGUUGGAGAUAACUUUGUUAAAGCAAAGAGUUUAAAUAGUAAUAACAUUGCUAUAAUGUCUGUAACAGAAUUCUUUCAUCUAGCCAAAGCGUAUAUACAGUAUGUUGGAAAAAGAUGGACACGAGGUAUUUUGUGUGACGUAUGGGUAGGGACGUACUUCGAUGAUUCUGUGUCAAGAAACUUUACUGCAGAAUGGUAUUUUGCUGCUCAAGGUUGGACGGAAGCUGUUGGACUGAUUUUGCAGACGGGAUCUUUUAUCAAGAUGGAUAUUUUUGGGGGAGCCCAAUAUCCCAUGUCAUAUCAGAUACACAGAAUGGACCCUAUAGCACCAUCUCUAUCUUCAUUUGACUUAUACAAUUGUUUUAGACCAGCCCAAAAAGCUCAUGUAGUUGCACGUUUUAGUGUAUCCAGAGGAAAACUUAUUUCACAAAUAAGUCAGCUGUACCUUCAGGACAUCCUACAAUCACAGCUUACAAACUUAGCACAGAUAGAUUCUUCACGAAUGACCAAUAUACUUAUGGAAUAUUUUGAUGGAAAUGAAUUUUACUUUAGUGCAACACUUCUUGACAAAGCACCGCUAGACAAUCCUAGACUUAUUCCUCCAGCUAUAUAUCAGGUUCCACUAAUGGCAGCAUUCGACUUUUUAAGAGUACAAAUAGAGGGAAAAUGGUCACAAAAUGUAUCGACCAGUACAGGCGAACAUGUAACAUUUUCCGGAGUGAACAUUGUACAACUUAACUAUCAAGCAGAGUUAACAACAACGACAGCGCCAACUACCCCUACCCUCCCAUACAAUGUCCCAACACUUCCACAUCCCACAACACCUCACACGACAAAAGUCCAUACCCCACCUAUACCGCCCUCGGUAACGACUAAAAUAACGACUACAACUCCUUUCAUCCCUACUACUCCUCCGACUGUUUCGUCUACAUUGACAACAAAAAAUACUCACUCAAGAACCUCGAAACCAACUGCAACCCCCAAACCAUGUAUGUGUCCAAAAAUUACAUGUCCAACUGCUCAGACACAAACACCUCUACCUCCGUCAACUUGUCCACCAACAGUACAACAACCAACAGCUAAGCCUACUAAGCUGAAAACAGAAAUGCCAAUAAAACAAUCUACAGUAACGUUAAAGCAACCAACAAAAAGUAUUCAGAACUGUUCUGCUUUAAUAAGACAGAUGCAACUGGCGGCAGACAACGCAAAGCAGAGCACCACCGGAGUUAGUAAAGGAGGAGCAGCUGGAAUUGCUAUAGCAAUGUUGAUUGUCGGAGCUGUAAUUGGAUUCAUACUGACUAGGUUUUACCAUGUAAAGUGGCGUCGUAAUAAUCCUGGACUUAUUAACGACAUGGAAGAUAACAAUAAAUAUUAGACUGGUACAUGUUGUACAUGGUGAAGUAAUCUCAGAUGUCCCUAGUAUGAUAUGUAUUUGGUCCUGGUAAUUCUCCAAAAACUAUUUAGGUUCUUCUUUGUUUGGUUAGAAAAUAAAUGUUGAAUAUUUA